Molecule: messenger RNA, 1626 nt
Organism: Zea mays
Lineage: Eukaryota; Viridiplantae; Streptophyta; Magnoliopsida; Poales; Poaceae
Exons: 4
Coding region: 418-1359 (313 amino acids)
Source: RefSeq, a predicted model, not a curated record
GUAACAGUGAGUGCUGCAAUGCAAAUGUUAACAGAAGUUUUGUAUAACACUAGCCGUCCGACUCACUCAACACCACAACAGCUACAACUACAAACGCCUGCUGCAGGCCGCUUCCUUCCCCUGCCUGCUGUCUACUCGCGGAUAAUUUUGCAGGUAACCUCUCGUCUCUCCCGAGCACAGCAAAUCCAUCAAUCCAACAGACCAACACAAACCCAACCUGCCCCCGGCCGAUCGCGCAAACCCUAGCGCCGUCGCCUCCCUCUCGGUUCUACACCGUCCUCUCCAGCCUCGCCCGCGUGCACCGCAGAUCAGGGGACGUACGUCGCCCGCGCGCACCGCAGAUCAGGCAACGUACGUCGCCCGCCGGAGAUCGGAAUUCUGUAUUUUUUUCCUUCUGUGCUCGCGGCUGCUACGGCGAUGGCGGGCGGCGGGAGCAGGCGCGCCGGCGCGGCGGAGCAGCCGAAGAUCGGCAGCGGCAACGUCUUCGCCGCGCUCGAGACGCUUAAGAAGAAGAAGAAGCCGGCGGACAAGGGGGCCAAGCCCGCCGCCAGGGAGGACCCCAAGCCAGAGGUCUUCUGGGCGCCCGCACCGCUCACCGCCAAGUCCUGGGCCGACGUCGAGGACGACGACGAUGACGACUAUUUCGCCACCACCGCGCCGCCUCCCAGGCCCGUCUGGGGGGACGCCCACCGCGACGCUGCCAAGGACCAGCACGACGCGCCCGCACUGGAAGAGGAGAUUGAGAGUGAAGAUGAUGGCCUUGAUGAUGAGGUUGAUGAUGACGCUGAUGAGGACCAUGAGGAUAAAGCAGAUGAUGCUGUCCCUGCUGAACCAACCGUGAAGAAUGCGACAGCUCCACCUGCACCACCCAAAGAUACUGAAAGACAACUUUCCAAGAAGGAAUUGAAGAAAAAGGAACUCGCUGAACUUGAUGCUGUUCUGGCUGAGUUGGGCCUUGGCACAUCAAACAAUUCCAUACAAGAGGAACCCAAUGGUAAGAAAGGUGCAGAUCAAGUUGCAGAUGGAGAGAAAAAGGAAGAUGCACCUGCUCCUCUAGAAAGCAAGAACUCAAAGAAGAAGAAAUCUAAGAAAGAAAAGUCUUCAAAGGAGCUAAAGGAAGCGCAGGAUCAAGCCAAUGGGUUGGAAGCAGCAGCUGUUGCAGAACCUGAUGAAGAUACAGCCUCUGUGGAUGUCAAGGAGCGCAUAAAGAAGGUAGCCUCGAUGAAGAAAAAGAAGUCAAGCAAAGAGAUGGACGCUGCGGCAAAGAUUGCUGCAUCCGAGGCCGCAGCGAGGAGUGCCCGGCUUGCCGCUGCAAAGAAGAAAGAGAAGAGCCACUACAACCAGCAGCCUGUGCGGUGAACUCCCCUGGUCUGGUGUCUCUAGAAACCUUUUGAGCUCUGAUGUCCCCUGUUCGUUUUGGACCUGCAAUAAAACUUUUGAGACUGUUUUUUGACAUGGUGGAGGUGCCGUCUGAUGCUCGUUUUGGGAAUUAAAUUACAUAUAGGUACAUAGGGGUUGUCUUGUCGCUGGAUUCUGUUUGGUGUAAUGAGCUAUGAACUGUUCGUCAAUCGUCAUAUGAACCCUGCUGACUAUUUAUAUGGAAAAUGUGGGAUAUUUGAUACCUAA